UUUUGAAUUUCUUUUUGAUGUGUCAUUUUUUUUGACAAACUAGUUUACUAAUUACGAACCAUAAAAUCAAAAUUUCAAAAGUGAAGUACUAUAAUUCGAAGCGACACAGUGCCAAAUUCUCUGGUUCGUUAAUGGCGCGAGGUGUAGCCUUACGCUGCUGCAAUGGAAGAAAGUCUUCGACUUUGCUCUACAGCUCAAUCGCUAGGGUUUCACUUUCCUUCUCCCCUAAAACCCUUCUCGCUUCCUAUCCUAUUCAACCCCGCCGCCAAAACUUCUCACGACUGUUCUGUAACCUCUCCUCUGUUCCAAACACCGUCGAUGAAAAGAAGUACAAAGAGGUUUUCAACAGAAGAAUGGCAAUGGCUGGACUCAAACCUCAUCACCGAAUUGCUUUGGGAGUUUCAGGUGGGCCUGAUAGUAUGGCGCUUUGUGUUCUGACUGCAAAAUGGAAAACUGAAGGGUUAAGUGGUGUUAACAAGACAGAUGGUUUCAUCGAUGGACUUGUUGCUGUGGUUGUGGAUCAUGGAUUACGACAAGAGAGUAGAGAUGAAGCUGAACUUGUCUGCUCCAGAGUUUCUGACAUAGGAAUCAGAUGUGAGAUUGCUCGUUGUGAUUGGGUGAAUGGUAGACCAAAGCAAGGUCAUUUACAAGAAGCAGCUCGUGAUAUGAGGUAUCAAAUGAUAUCGAAUGUUUGCUUUCGACAACAGAUUGGGGUCUUGCUUAUAGCUCAUCAUGCGGAUGACCAGGCUGAGUUAUUCAUUCUCAGGUUAUCUCGUGGUAGCGGCGUUCUUGGACUUGCGGGUACAUCAUUUGCAUCUGAGAUUUUCUCCCAGGAUUUGGAGUUAGACGUAAAACAUAUGAAGAACAGAUCUAUUCUCUUAGUUCGUCCGUUGCUUGAUUUAUGGAAAGAAGACAUGUACAAGAUAUGUCAAUGGGGUAGACAAGAUUGGGUUGAAGAUCCGACUAAUCUUAGUCAGUUGUAUGUUCGGAAUCGGAUUCGAACUUCAAUAGGAAAUAUACAGUCAGAUACUUUUAAGUCAGAGCUGCAAGCAGUUAUUUCUGAAUGUCGGAGAACACGUUCUUUUGUAGAUAAAGUUUGUACAGACUUAAUAAAUCAGACUGUAUCAGUGACAGAUAAAGGGUACGCUGUUCUUGAUCUAGAGAGACUAAACCCUACAGAAGUUAAAGACAUUUGUCUCUCAAAGUAUCUUACUACGGUCCUGCAGUUUAUCUCCCAAAGGCAGAGACCAAUCAGAGGAAACACCUUGAAGUUGCUUUUGAACUACAUCCGUGCAAUUCCAUGCAGGACAUCUCUUACAGCUGCUGGUUGUUACCUUAGUCCAGCUCCUGGUUCAAAGGGCACCGAAGUUAUAGUCUCUUUUUUUCUUGACAGUUCUUUACCGUCAAAGACAGAGAUCUUGAACAUUUGCUUCAAUGAAGCUCGGAAAAGACCGACAUCUGAUGACCUUGGACAGAUCAUAUCAUCUGCAAAAACUUUUUUAGAGCAGAACAGAGUAUCUGAUGUCCAGUUUUUGGAUGUUGCAUCUGAAUCCGUACUGAGUAAAGCCAGAGAGCUCAAUCUUUUAAGCGAAUCGACCUACACAACCAUCGGUCUACUGCAGAGAGAUGAAACCAAUCGGUUCAUAACUAAAAGAGAAGACAACAAACCGGUGGAUGAAUCAGAAGAUCAUGGAACCAACAUUGCAUCUUCCUCUAAUAAAGUCCAUCUUUUGCCAGGGAAAGAUCUUUACUUGAUGAACCGGUUUCUCAUCAGGUGGGACUUGAGUAGCCACCAAUGUGAUGAAGCACGUUGCGGUAAGUGCCCGGUGAGAACAGCUACAACAAUGGAGGUUCGGCACAUGGUUGAAUCUGACUGGCUCUAUCUAGCUGAGCUUUCAAGAUCUUUGAACAGAAAUCAUUCUACUUCGUCCUCACAUAAAGCUCUCAGGUCGUUAAAGUCUAUCCCUGCCGCUGCAAGAAGAAGCUUUCUUGUCUUGGUCGAUCACUGCGGACUACUGCUUAGCAUUCCCGCUAUUGGCUUCAGCUAUUGUCCAUGCUUGAAGGCAUCAACAGUGUUUCUGCCGAGAGUACCACUUGGAGGCGGCUUUAGCUCAUUUCUUUAAUCUCUUCUUACUUAGAAAUUCAGCCAUUUCGUUCCUCUUUUUGGUUUCUAAUUUUCUUGAUUUAGAUGGAAUGCAAACUUUAUUUGAAAACAAAUUACAUUUACAUGUAGUUUUAUUUGUAACCAGUUACAUUUUGCUCCUUUUUUGGUUUGUAAAAAUCCAACCAUUUAUUUCA
This is a messenger RNA of Brassica napus (rape), 2298 nucleotides long. RefSeq lists its product as uncharacterized. Gene Ontology annotation, biological process: tRNA processing. The record is from RefSeq and is a predicted model, not a curated record. NCBI's taxonomy places the organism in Eukaryota, Viridiplantae, Streptophyta, Magnoliopsida, Brassicales, Brassicaceae. The transcript is spliced from 11 exons. Gene Ontology annotation, molecular function: ligase activity, forming carbon-nitrogen bonds; ATP binding. The coding region runs from base 132 to 2123 and encodes 663 amino acids.